AUGAUGGCAGCCCGUAAAAUAAAGUUUGGUUGUACAGCGGUGCACACCCCCACGCCUUCCGCGCUGUUUGAGGUUGAGUUCUGUAAUAUACGCGGACUCCACUCUAACCUCAAUGCUGUCCACCACCAUCUUGAGACAGCACGGCCAGCACUAUUGUUUCUCACGGAGACACAAAUACUUCCGCCCGCUGACACAGGCUACCUUAAAUAUCCCGGCUACGCGCUUGAAGAAUCCUUCAAAGCAAAAGCCGGCGUAUGCCUGUAUGUUCGGGCGGAUGUUUGUUGUCGCCGUUUGAGCUGCCUGGAAGACCCCUCCUUUUCCAUGUUGGCGGUACAUGUAGACUCUGGUCUUUUGGCCAGAGUCUACGUGUGCCUCUACAGAUCUCACACCGGCGACGCUGAGACAACUCGACUGUUUGACCACCUCAGUAGGGUAGCAGAUGAUGCCCAGGCGCAAUUUCCCAACGCAGAACUGGUGUUUUUGGGAGACUUUAACGCCCACCACGGUUUGUGGCUUGGCUCUUCCAAAACUGACCAUGCAGGGAUCUCUGCCCAUGCAUUCGCUCUCACGCACGACCUGACACAACUGGUUGAUCAGCCCACCAGGAUCCCAGAUAUAGCAAGUCAAGCGCCUUCUUUACUAGACCUUCUGCUUACGACCCAUCCGCAGGAGUAUCAGAUUGUCGUUCGAGCCCCACUGGGUUCAUCAGACCAUUGCCUGAUAUCUGUCAAGGUGCCACAGGCCAAAACCCCUCGACCAUUGGUGGUCAAACGCAGGGUCUGGCACUAUGGGUCGGCAGAUUGGGAUGGUAUGCGCGAUUACUUUGCGUCUGUCCCUUGGAAGCAGCGUUGCUUCAAUGAAAAGGACCUAUCAUCCAGUGCCGUUGCCAUUACUGAGGAGAUCGUAAUGGGAAUGGAGUAUUACAUUCCACAUUCUGAUCUCAUCAGUAAGGGCACACGUAACCGCUGGUUCAAUCGCGAUUGUGCCGAUGCUGUUUCUCCGGAUGCCCAACGUGUAGCACGUACUGGCCACGAAUUGUUAACGCACCCUACGGGCUCCCGAAGUUUUUGGCGUUUGGCUAAGGCCGUGCAACACAACUUUUGCCAGCCCUCGCUGCCACCUCUGCGAUGUCCAGAUGGGUCACUAGCUCAUGAGCCGCAAGAGAAAGCCGAUUUGUUGGCAAAGCUCUUUGCGGCUAACUCCCGAAUCAGUGAUUGCAAUGCACUGCCACCUACACUACCUCAUUGUGGCACUACGAUGCCUGACAUUAAAAUCAGGCAGCUCGGAUAUGAGAGUUUCGACGAAAUACCAUCAUCGCCUGACUUUGUUACAGCGGAAAGGCUACCAACUGCUAAAGAAACUCCUUCAUCAUAUUACACUGCGGGUGCAUUGUUCACAACACAAUUGCCAUCGCCUUCUGUCCUCGAUAUUCCGAUGCUCAAUCGGAAGCGUUUCGCGCAGAGGGAGAAGGAAUUAGAGGAAAUGAGAGAGAAGAAUAAGCAGGAAGAAAUGGCCAAUAAGAGCACGUCUAGGACCCCAAAGCGCGUGUUGUUGAGGGACGAGAACAAGUACGAACCGUAUUGGUUCAACGGCGAAUGGGUGUUUUAUAGGACUAUCAGGCCGUAUAUAAAGCUGAGGACCCCUAAGCCGAUGCCCACGACGACGUUCUCAAGAACCGAGAGCACAUCCACUACGCCACCAUACAACCAGGAGACCACCACGAUCGCCCAGAACUUGACAACCUAUACAGAGUUCAUCAAUUAUGCUUGCCAACAUCCGUGCUCCGAUAUCUUCGAGAACUACGGAAGAGUCUGCGCGCAGAGGUUCAACGCGUUCUCCUACGAGUACAAGGAAUUCGACGACUUUUGCGAUAUGAUUGACGAAAACUGCAUAUACCACGCCACUACCACAGCUUCCUUUAACCAAGACCUGUCCAACUUCAGAGGUCCCUGGUAUGUGAUAAUGCGCGGCGGCUGCUACAUGCUGUAUACUACCUUCGAACCGGCGCCGACUGAUGCCGCGAAGUUACUGGAGAGAGUGCAAUUUUACAACACUCUCAACUUCGAACGAUACAGUGGAAAGGGUUGA
Chilo suppressalis (striped riceborer) is the source of this 2088-nucleotide messenger RNA. The record is from the annotation of a GenBank genome assembly. NCBI's taxonomy places the organism in Eukaryota, Metazoa, Arthropoda, Insecta, Lepidoptera, Crambidae.